This is a messenger RNA of Daktulosphaira vitifoliae (grape phylloxera), 2556 nucleotides long. It is a transcript of the gene kel, whose product is annotated as ring canal kelch homolog. NCBI's taxonomy places the organism in Eukaryota, Metazoa, Arthropoda, Insecta, Hemiptera, Phylloxeridae. The record is from RefSeq and is a predicted model, not a curated record. The transcript has 11 exons. The coding region runs from base 208 to 2046 and encodes 612 amino acids. Gene Ontology annotation, molecular function: protein binding.
UAUUUGUAAGUGUUGCCAUUGAAUAUUACAUUUUAUGUCAAUUACAACAUAUAAUUACUAUUGAAUUUAAAAUAUUUAUCAAUUCCUAAUGUUUUACACAUUUAAACAAACAUCUAACAAUUUGUUUAAAAUAUUUUGGUUAUUAUAUUGAAUAAUUAAUUAUCAACUUAAUUUAUCUUAUUAUUUAUAACUUAUGAAUAUAGUCUAAUGGAAAGUGAUAUUGGUAUUUCGAGUAAUUUAGGCGGAGGCUUAUUAUUGAGAUAUGCUAGUCAAAAUUCUUUAGAUGAAAGCUCUCAAAAACAAACACCAAGGUCGAAUAGAACUGAGCGAACUCCUUACAGAAAUAAUUCUCAUAUAGUUCGUGCAUUUGAAGUAUUACAGUCCUUACGAAAAGAUGAAGUACUAUGUGAUAUUAAGUUAGAAACAGAUGAUGGUACAAUUGUUUGUGGACAUAAAAUAAUUUUAGCUUCAACUAGUCCAUACUUCCAUGCAAUGUUUUCCAGCUUUGGAGAGAGCAAUAAAAAUCAUGUUAUUAUCAGAGAACUAGAUUCUAAUGCAUUAAAGUUAUUAAUCGAUUUUAUUUACACAGCUCAAAUUAUGGUAACUGAAGAAAAUGUUCAAGUAUUACUACCUGCUGCUAACCUUUUACAACUACAUGAUGUUCAAGAUGCAUGUUGUGAUUUUUUACAAUCCCAACUGCAUCCUACAAACUGUCUUGGAAUUAAGGCAUUUGCUGAUCUCCACAGUUGUAUGGAAUUGUUAUCAAGUUCUGAAUCAUAUAUACAACAGCAUUUUUCAGAGGUUGUCGAAGGAGAUGAAUUUCUUUCAUUAUCUUCUGAGCAAGUUGUUAAAUUGAUAUCAAGUGAUGAGCUUACUGUUCCUUCUGAGGAAAAGGUUUUUGAAUGUGUUAUAUGUUGGGUCAACAAUAGUCCUAAUACACGAAAAGAAUAUUUACCAAAACUUAUGGAACAUGUUCGUUUACCACUGGCUUCUAAAGAUUAUUUAUUAAAAAGAGUUGAAGAAGAACCCCUUUUAAAAAAUAGUUUACAAUGUAAAGAUUUCAUUAUAGAAGCAUUGAAUUUUCAUCUUUUGAAGUCUGAACAACCUGGUACUAUUCCCAAAACAAUUCGUACAAAGCCUAGACAGCCAGUAGGUUUACCUAAAGUUAUUCUUGUAGUAGGUGGUCAAGCUCCAAAAGCCAUUCGUAGUGUUGAAUGGUAUGAUCUAGAAAACAACCGAUGGCAAUCUGGACCUGAAAUGAGUACACGGCGUUGUAGAGCUGGUCUUGCAGUAAUGAAAGAUCGUCGUGUGUAUGCUGUAGGAGGAUUCAAUGGUUCAUUACGAGUCCGUACUGUUGAUAUGUUAGAUUUAUCUUCACAAUCACCUUGUUGGGUCCCUUCUGUUGCUAUGUUAACUAGAAGAGGCACAUUAGGGGUAGCUGUUUUAGAAAAUUGUAUUUAUGCAGUUGGUGGCUUUGAUGGAACUAAUGGAUUAAGUAGUGCUGAAGUAUUUGAUUGUAAUACACAAGAAUGGCGAAUGAUAUCGAGUAUGUCAACACGAAGAAGUAGCGUUGGGGUUGGAGUAUUAAACAAUUUAUUAUAUGCGGUUGGUGGUUAUGAUGGACUAUCUCGUCAAUGUUUAAAAUCAGUUGAAUGCUAUCAUCCUAGUACUGAUACAUGGACACCAGUUGCUGAAAUGAGUGUUCGUCGUAGUGGUGCUGGUGUUGGAGUUUUAGAUGGUGUUAUGUAUGCUGUUGGUGGACAUGAUGGACCUGAAGUUCGUAACAGUGUUGAAGCAUAUAGACCAAGUACUGGAGUAUGGACACCAAUAGCAGAUAUGCAUUUGUGUAGAAGAAACGCUGGGGUAAUAGCAUUAGCUGGGUUACUUUAUGUAGUUGGUGGUGAUGAUGGAGCUUGUAACUUAUCUUCUGUCGAAGUUUAUAACCCAAAUACAAACACUUGGUCUAUGUUAUCAACUUCUAUGAAUAUUGGCCGUAGUUAUGCUGGAGUAGCAGUUAUUGAAAAACCUCCUCAUUUUAAUAGCUGAACUUAUAACUUUCAAUUUGUUAAAUUUCUGUUAUAUUCCUGCAUGUUUAAUUUAAGUUUUCUACUUAAAAUUUCAAUUGUUGUAUAUUUGUAAAUAGUUUAGUGUAAUUAUUUAUUAUUAACGAACAUUUGUUGUAAUAUUGAAUAAAAUUUAAAAAUCUCAAUGCUAUAUAAUAUAUUCAAAAUAUUGUUAUUAAAAAAAAAAAUUUGGAGAAAUUUUAAAUUUGAUAAAAUAUUUUAAGUUUUUUAGUUCAGGAUAUUGGAUAUUAUCUUUCUCAGCUCUUUUUUUGAUUUGGCAGUAUUGAAAUAUCUUUUUCUAAGAUUUGUCUGAUUUUUGUAAUUGUAAGGUUUUAUUAUGUGUGGAACCUUAUUUAAGGCACACUUAAUAAAUCUCUUGCAUUGGCCUUAUUUGCAAAUUUAAUUUUUCAUGGAAUGCCUAUUUUUUUACAAUAAUAAAAAAUAUACAAUAUUAAAGAUUUACAUAUAGUUUACCUCUUAAAAUUUUAACUUA